Messenger RNA from Trichoplax adhaerens, 4581 nucleotides. RefSeq lists its product as uncharacterized. Gene Ontology annotation, cellular component: histone acetyltransferase complex; transcription regulator complex. The coding region runs from base 1 to 4581 and encodes 1526 amino acids. The record is from RefSeq and is a predicted model, not a curated record. Gene Ontology annotation, molecular function: histone acetyltransferase activity; zinc ion binding; chromatin DNA binding. The transcript is spliced from 21 exons. Gene Ontology annotation, biological process: positive regulation of transcription by RNA polymerase II. Lineage: Eukaryota; Metazoa; Placozoa; Uniplacotomia; Trichoplacea; Trichoplacidae.
AUGGCGCAAAAACUGAUUGGAGCUAUCCUUCCACCUCCAGCAAUUAUGAUUAAAGACGAGCGCAAAGUGCGGCUGAUUACGUAUGCACAUGACGUAGAGCGUGAUAUGUAUCAAAAGGCUAAUAGCAAGGAAGAGUAUUAUCAAAUGUUAGCCGUGAAAAUCUACAAGAUAAAGAAGGAAUUGGAAGAAAAACGUAAAACUCGUUUAGCGAAAGAAGGAGUAAAUUUUUUGCCCAAUCGGGAAAAUUCUCAAGUGCCUUUAGCAAACAACGAUAAACCGAUAUCGAAACAAUUGAUUCAAAAUUUAAAUCCAGCCUUACCGAACACGAAGGCUCGUGGUGGUGAUCCUUCGGCGUCCAACAAUUCUUCUAGGGUAUCUUCCCCUUGCGAUGAAAUGUCGAAUUCACGGAAAUCUGUUUCCGAAAAGAAAAUGUUCAGCAAAGAGGAGUUGCAUCAACCCUUGAUGGCAGUAUUACAGAAGUUAUCUAGCUCCGCUGAUGCUGAGCCUUUCAGAGAGCCGGUUGAUCCGAAAGUAUUGAAUAUUCCAGAUUAUUUUGAUAUCAUAAAGCAUCCUAUGGAUUUAUCUACAAUUAGUCGCCGUCUGCAUCAAGGAAUGUACAAAAGCCCAUGGGGAUUUUGUGAUGAUAUGUGGUUGAUGUUUGAAAAUGCCUGGUUAUACAACAAGAAAAAUACGAGAGUCCACAAGCAGUGCACUAAGCUUGCUGAGCUAUUUGAAAAAGAAAUUACCCCUGUCAUGAGAGGUUUUCAUUACUGUUGCGGGAAAAAGUAUGUUUUCAACCCUCAAGUAUUGUGUUGUUAUGGAAAACAACUGUGUACUAUCCCAAGAGACAAAGUUUAUUGGACUUAUCAAGACAGAUACCAUUUCUGUGAAAAGUGUUAUAGUGAAAUCGAAGGUGAGAAUGUUAGAAUAGGAGAUGACCCGAUCAUCCCUCAGAGUAUGGGAUAUCUUGAUAGUGCUAUACCGAAGAAAUACUUUAAAAAGAAAACAAAUGAUCACUUAGAACCUGAACCCUGGACAGCUUGCAUAGACUGUGGACGAAAGUUUCAUUCCAUUUGUGUCCUUCACUAUGAUCAACUAUCAUCUAAUGGGUACAUAUGUAGUCAUUGUUUGAAAACUUCUGGAUCAAGGAAAAGAGAUAGUAAAUAUUCAGCUAACAAACUUCCAGAUUCGAAUUUAAGUGAUCACAUAGAAAAGAGAGUCAAUAAUUUCUUAAAAGGCAAGGGUGCCGGUAAUGUUACCGUGCGGAUGGUAUCGAAUGUUGAAAAAACUGUAGAGGUGAAGCAGGGAAUGAGGACAAAAUUUCAAGAUCAAUUUCCAGAGUCAUUCCCAUAUCGUGCUAAAGCCCUAUUCGUUUUUGAAGAAAUUGACGGAACAGAUGUAUGCUUCUUUGGUAUGCAUGUUCAGGAAUAUGGAACAGAUUGCUCACCCCCUAACAAAAGUUAUACAAUGGCACAUAUUUGGGCUUGUCCUCCAAGCGAAGGUGAUGACUAUAUCUUUCACUGUCAUCCACCUGAGCAAAAGAUACCCAAACCUAAGCGCCUGCAAGAGUGGUACAAAAGGAUGCUUGAUAAGGCCAAGAAAGAGAGUGUAGUUGUUGAUUACAAGGAUAUCCAUAGAAUGUCACAGGAAGAAAACAUUACCAGUGCUAAUCAGUUGGCAUAUUUCGAGGGCGAUUUCUGGCCAAAUGUUCUAGAAGAGAAUAUUAAGGAAAUAGAUCAAGAAGAGCAGGAGAGAAAGGCGAGUGCGGCGGCUGAAGCUGCUGGACAGGGUUCUAAUGGUACGAAAAAAACGGCAAAGAAGGGGAAAAUGAAGAAAAAUAGCAAAAGUAAGACAAAUAAUACACGAAAAAAUAAAAAGAAUCCAUAUGCUGGAACGGAUCUUACGCAGCGGCUAUUUGCAACUAUGGAAAAACAUAAAGAGGUAUUCUUUGUCAUCCGAUUAUACUCUGUGGAAGAGGCGAAAGAAGUACCAGAUAUAAAAGAUCCAGACUUAGUCAUGUCUUGUGAUUUAAUGGAUGGUCGUGAUGCAUUUUUAACGUUAGCUCGUGAAAAGCACUUUGAAUUUUCCUCAUUAAGGCGAGCAAAGUACUCGACAAUAGCAAUGCUAGUAGAAUUGCAUAAUCAAGGGCAAGACAGAUUCGUAUACACGUGUAACAAUUGUAGUAAUCACGUUGAAACAAGAUACCAUUGUUCGAUAUGUGAUGACUUUGAUUUAUGUUUAUCCUGUUAUGAUAAAUUUGGACAUGAACACAAAAUGGAGAAAUUGGGCUUAGAUUUAGGGAAUGAAUGUAAUGGUGAUGAUAAAUCUCGAAAUCCACAAGAAUCACGACGCCUAUCAAUACAACGAUGUGUCUGGUCAUUGCAGCAUGCUUGUACUUGCCCUGGAUGCGAUGUAAAAAGUUGUAAUAAAAUGAAGUGGAUAGUUCAGCAUAGUAAGAACUGUAAAACGAAAAACUCUGGUUGUCAUGUUUGCAAGCAGCUCAUAGCACUUUGUUGCUAUCAUGCAAAAACUUGUAACGAUAACCAUUGUCCAGUUCCAUUCUGUUCAAGUAUUAAACAAAAAUUACGUAUGCAGCAGAUGCAACGUGAUCAAUGGACAAGAAGGCGAAUGGCUGUAAUGCAAACUAGUACUCCUGCAUACAAUAACCAAUUUGUCUCCCAAGAGCCUAUUCAACAAACUGUUAGAAGUCAAGUUGCAUAUAAUUCGAUGCAGGGUGGUCCUUCUCGUGGACCACCUAACAACAUCGGCUCUAAGGACGCAUUAAAACAAGGACGUAAUCCUCAUACAAUGCAAAUUGGUAUGGGUAGAGGGCAAUUACGAAACGCAUCACCAUCGUUGAUCUCACAGUCACCAUCAUCUCUGGGUAAUAAUCCUGCUGUUGGGCGACAAACGUUUACAUCUUCAGAAAAUAAUUAUCAACCUUAUCGAAAUCCUGUACGACCGGACAUUAAUAGAAAUUUAAAUCGAAACAAUGACCUUGCCGUACAACAUAUGGAUCCUUCAAAAGCGCCUAAAGUUAUGACAGAACAAAAACAGAAAAUGCUACAGAUGUUACAAAAUAACUAUCAACAUUCUGUACCUAAUAAUGUUAAUCAGAACCCAACAAAUAGUAUGACUGGAAACUAUGUGAAAUCUGCUCAAGAUCCAUCAAAUCAAUUCCUUCCCAAUAAGCAAGUGCAACUGCAACAACAAAUGAAUAAGCAGCAAAUAUAUCCUGGCCAAGCUAACCCAACAAUGCAACGCUUGAAUAAUCAGCCAAAUAGGCAACAUUUUCAACAACAACAACAGCAGCAGCAACAGUCGCAUCAAAUGCAACCACCACAACGUCAAAUGGCAGCACAACAAUUUCAACAACCGCUGCAACAACAAUCACGGCCUCAAGGUCUUCAACAUAACCAAAUUCGACAGGUGCAGAUGCCGCAGCAGCAAUUGCAAGCGUCACAUCCGACGCAAAUGAUUUCAUCGAAUCCUAUUAACGGUAAUAAUCAAAUAAAAUCAGGUUCGGUUAUGCAACAGCAACCAUCUGGUGUGCAACAAUCACAAAGAUUUAUGACGCAGCCAGUUAUGGGUCAAAACCCACGAAUGUCUCAGCAACGCGUUGUAAAAGGCCCAUUGCAUCAAAACGUUAAUAAGACAUCACUAAAUACUAUGACUCCACAGCAAAGAGUCAUGUCACCAACUCAGUCAACCCAUGGACCGCCGGCUGGAAUUGCCCAGCAGCGUAACAGUUUUCAGUCACGUAAUGUGGUAUCUUCACAGCAACAGGUUAUUUCGUCUUCACAAGGACUUAUAGGGCAAAAUCCAGCGGUGUCCUCAAGAAAUUUAUCAGCAUCUCAACAAGGAGUGUUAUCAACACCUUCAGUGCCUCAGGCACCACCGAACGUGAAUCAAAGAAGUAUCAUUAUACCACCUAGAAAUUUUCAAGAUAGAGUUAUUUCUCCUCAUACAUCGCAAGCCGGUGUAUCUCAACAACAAUCGCCAGUUAUGUCUCCGAGAAAUAUGCAUCCUCUGCCUCAGAGAGUUUUGUCUCCUGCUCAAUCAUUGCCUGCGUCGUCUAUGGUAUCACCUCAAGGCAAUGUAUUAUCCCCAAGGGGACUGCAAAAUCACCAAGGAAAGGUGAUGUCUCCGACUCAAUCAAUGCCUAAUGCUUCUGUUGUAUCGCCUCAAAAUCAUCAAAUUCGAAGUGGCGCAGGUAUAACGCCAACUCAGCAACAACAAGUGAUGUCACCUACAAUGGCCAAUCAACAAGCUCAUGGUGCACAAUCAGCGCUAUCUCCUAGAAACCAGUCAUAUCAUUCUAAUGUUAUGAUGGCCUCACCUCCUCAUAUAUCUCUAUCGCCAAGGCCAGCUCAGUCUUAUCAAAUCGGUGCUUCACCUAUACCGAACAAGUCUCCGGCCUCGGUGACACAUAAGCCAAAUCAGUCACCGAUUAUGCAAGAUACAAAUUUUUCUAUGAAUAAUGUUAGCUCUUUACCAUCCACCAACAUAGCUAGUGAUCACCUAGGACAGGAUGACGAUCCGUUAUUAUCUCAAGAUCAUCUAAGUCAGUAUGUAAUGUAG